AUGAAGAUGAAUAUUUCAUUGGUUCUUUUCACACUCAUCUCCAUCGCCUUUGGAGGGACCCUUCAGAUCAUCGACUAUGAAGACCAGUGCUUGGUGUAUUCCACGGACAAUUUCAAUUGCACCGGCUACUCACAUCCAUUUGCACCUCUUGAAGGCGACUCCUGCUCUAGGUAUCAAGGCACAGGAUCCGAGCCCAAUGCAGUGAAAGUCAACCUUUGCAAUUCACACCACCACAUUGCGUGGGUUGAAGUGCAUCGAAGCGGCUUGCUUCACUUUCACAACGACCAAGGGGACGAGGCGAGCUGCAGUAUUGAUGAACCUCUUGAAAAGGGUAAAGUCUGUACCAUUGGUAGCAGUGUAAAGACGUCGACGUCAAGCAUGAGAUCUACACCAACUUCAUCUGACGCUACGUCUCAUCGUGUAUCAGUCAAUGCGGCGGGAGUGGCCUCGCCUAUCUCUGCGGCUUCGUCGAAAAUUCCGGAUUCCACGAUGGAUUGUUAG
Molecule: messenger RNA, 501 nt
Organism: Penicillium odoratum
Lineage: Eukaryota; Fungi; Ascomycota; Eurotiomycetes; Eurotiales; Aspergillaceae
Exons: 2
Coding region: 1-501 (166 amino acids)
Source: RefSeq, a predicted model, not a curated record